Polistes dominula (European paper wasp) is the source of this 6482-nucleotide messenger RNA. RefSeq lists its product as uncharacterized. Lineage: Eukaryota; Metazoa; Arthropoda; Insecta; Hymenoptera; Vespidae. Gene Ontology annotation, cellular component: plasma membrane. Gene Ontology annotation, molecular function: guanyl-nucleotide exchange factor activity. The record is from RefSeq and is a predicted model, not a curated record. Gene Ontology annotation, biological process: Ras protein signal transduction.
AUAAAUAUAUAUUCAUAAACGUUAUAAAAAGUGAUGAUCUAUCUAUUCAAACGAAUAACAACGAGCUUAUUAAGUUACUUUAAAAAAGAAGAAAGAAAAGCAAAAGAGGAAGAGAAAAUCCUUGUAACGAGUAUUAAAGGAAUAAAAAAUACGAGAAAAGGGAAAAAAAGCUCGAUACGAUUUUAAAUUAAAUAAACCAAAAAGAGUGAUUCGUAAGCAAUUACGAGAUUUUAAGAUUAUUAUACCAAUUUGUCACUCGACACAGGGGGUGUAAAAAAGCAAGACGUCGACGACGAAUAUCAUAUUAAACGAAAGUUCUAGAAGGAAGAAAGAGAGGAAGAAAAAUAAAGGACAAAAAAUUUCGGAAAAAGAGAUAGGAGAAUCUUUCGGAGAUUUUGAUCGAAAAUCAAGAAAACUGUUUCGAUUAAGAAAAGAGGAUAUUCGGCGUCGUACCGAAAAUAUUAUUAAAAUUAAGUCAGGCGGGGUAUCGACGUUUACAUGCCUCGCACCGAUCUUCUGACGUUUAGGUGGCACGAAAGAUCGUCGCCGAUUCGAUUCGUCAUCGACGUCUAAGUUUUCCGAGGAGGUGAGCGAAGAAGACGUCACGGUGUGUGGAUUAGGGCGAAUCCUCGGCUACAUCGGCGGAAGACCGUCGGUGGGGGCCGCCGCUAUGUCACAGUCUGGAUCAGGAGGUCUAACCGGAUCACAGGGUCAAAGUAAUCAAAACGGACAGACGAUGGAAAAUCAACAGACAGAUUGUAAUCAAAAUGGCCGGGCCAAUCCACCGACGGAUACAACGAAACAAGAUCUUUCCAAUGGUUUUGAAAAUCGAACGUUGGAGUACGAAAGAUUUUCACAAGAGAGAAAUCAACAACAGGGACAAACGACUGUACAAAAUCAAGAUCAACAGCAGCAACAAUCGCAACAGCAAGUUCAACAGCAGCAACCGCAACCGCAACAGCAGCAACAGCAGCAACAACAACAACAGCAACAACAACAAGAUCAACAGACCGGACAAUAUCCAUCUGGAAGAAGGCAAUCGGUUGUAGGGUUACCGGAAGAUAGACAUCCUCAGACGGGUCAACUACCACCUCAGCAAUAUACCGUAGAAAAAACAAACGCUGAUAGAGUCCAACACGUUUCUCAAACUAGCACUCAAACCGUCCCUGUACAAGCCCAUCCUCAAUUUGCCCCGGACUAUGAGCAAAGUCAAUACCCACAAAUACGAGGUCAAUUUGAUGUUCGCUCCCAGAUAUAUCCUCAACAAGCUCAGUACGCGGAUAGAGCUGGUUACGUGACCAGAGACAUUACGUAUAGAGAUCCAGCAUUGUAUGGUCAGAGCACGGUUGCCAAUCCGAUAUUCGCGAGUCAAAGUCAGUACGUUACAGUCCAGCACGGAACACAGAUACCUUCUCAGUCGGCCAGUCCACAGCCACCCUACUUUGCGAGCGUUGUAGUACCUCAACCACCUGGAUAUACACAAUUUAGUAGUCAACCUCAAUAUCCAUAUAGUCAGUACCCUCAAACUGUUAUGAAUGCAGUGCCGUACAAUCCCCACGCGGGCAUCUAUCAAGCUCAACAAUUUGGCCAACAAUCGCCCAAUCCACAGAGAUUCACUCAGGAGUUAAGUCAAUAUCAAACGCAACCGAUUAUUCAACCAAUCGCUCAGAAUGUAGCUCACGGAAUAGCGAUCUCUACGACUGAACGGCCAAGUCGUGGACCAAAACCGAUGGUACCGCCUCGUGGAAAUUCUAAGAUCACACACGAUACGGGCCAUAGAAAAUCAGCUAGCGUUGACGUACCGGCACUGCAAAAAGUUAAAUACGAAUCUCAAAAUCCUCCCCAAGAUCAGAUUCAUCGUAGCGAGGGUGCCAUUAUCGUACAAGGAUCUCAAAUCGCUGCAGGUGAGACGCAAGAAAGGAGAUAUUUAACUACGAUAAACCAAAAUCCUAGAACAAGACAGGAUGGGCUAUACGUUGACGCGAACGGAGACCAAGCGGUUAGGGAAAAAGUCGUAGAUAAUAUCACUACGGAAUGUGGUUUAUACGUUUCGAAAUCGGAGCACAGAAAGUCCAUAUCCGUAGACGUUACUACGAGUUUUCAGAGACGCAACGAUACCAUCACUUUUACGUUCCCGGGCGAUGGAAAUCAAGAUAUGACCGUACAAUCAAGAAAACCAUCGACGGUUAUUGAGCCAAAAAGAGUCGAGGGAACUCAAGUAUUUCCACCAGAUCAGAGAAGAUUGGACGCUAGCUUGCGAGUCUCACCUAUGGCGUUCGAUGCGAGACAGGAAAAUCGAAAAAGCGUGGCCACGGAUAGAAAAGUAGAUUGGGGUAACGUGAGCCCAAAUCAAAGAGUUGUCAUACCGCAAGAAACUAGACGAUCAGAUUAUUUUGAAGAACAUAGGCGAUCACCGAUGAAUUUGGAAAGUAAGAGAGUGGAAGAUGUGAGAAGAUCGCCCAUGCCUUUUGUGCCGAUUCGUGAUACUUCCGCCGAUCGAGCAAAUCAAAAAAGUCCUUCGUUUGUUAAUCAAAAUUUCGAAAAGACCAGGCAGGAACUUGCAAUGUGGGCUGAACAAAGGCAACGUCAGGAAUUAGAGAGGAGUAUGAUGCAAAAUCAAAUAUUUUCUACUAGCCCGCGAUCUCGUAAUCAGUCAGAGGAAAGAAGAGAAUCACGGUCAUUGCAUCCAUCGGAAGAACGUAAAGAAACUAGAAUGUCGCAGUCGGCUUUUCAACCUUUGCCGAAUAUCAGUCAAAGUACUAUAAUGGAACAGCGUCGUCAUUUGCGACAUGUAAGUGCGGAUCUAACGAAACAUAUGGAAUUGUCUCGAAAAGAUUUCGACGAUCAACCGAUCAGUGGUUCCGUAGCUAAUCUUGGGCCAGGUACUGCAAGUACCGUAUCGUCGCAGAGAGCCAGUCCAAAUCUUUGUCAUCAAUAUCCGGCAUUGAGUGAAGCUAAAUUAGACACGAAGACCGUACUGACAGUAGUCACCGAUUUCGGAGACUCUAAUUCCAACAAGCAAAGCGAUCAAGUCGAUCACAUAAUACACAGUCACAGAAAGAGUCACAAUAUAUCGUCGAGUUUGUUAACACACAGCAAGAGUCAAACGGAAUGCUUGCAGAGUCAGCUAGAUUCCCAAUGCGAAAAAUCGGAUUCACUUCAAGUUCAACAACAACAACAACAAUUACACAAUCAGCAAAGUCUCGAUUUAAUUUCGGAAAAACUAAGUCAAUUCGAGCGCCAACAAAGCGACCUACAAGCCAAACUACAAUGUCUACAGAAUCAAAAUCAGAUUUUAGAUAAGGUAGCCCAAUUUCAGCAUCAGCAGAGCGACUUGCAGGCACGAUUGCAAAGUUUGCAAACGCAGAAUCAAAUCGGUAGCGAUAAGAUUCAACGACAGGCUACAGAAAUUCAACAGCACGCCAUUGGAAAUGACGUACACCAAGUACAAAUGAGUCCUUUGUGUAAUCAUCAAGACCAUUUGGACAAGACAACCUCAUUGUCACAGAACCAACAUCAGGCAGUACAUAGUCACCAUCACAGUUUAUUGACCACCACAUAUCCGCAAAGCUCGAGCCUUCAAGCUUGCCCGUCGUCCGUUUGUGAGAAACUAUCUCCGCGUAUCCAACACGACGUCAAUGAUCCGAAUUCCAUUCAAAUACCUAACAUGUCGCAGAUGCCACUUCCUUGUCUCCCCCAGUUCGAUCGUGCAGACACGUCGCGCGGUUCGUUCUCGCAGUUUCAUCGACUUCAGUGUCAAAUCGACAGUCACGACAGUGCAUCUGCGACAUCGGCCAGCGGAAUUGUUGGCAGUACCGUUGGAGUUAGUGGAAAUGUCGGUAGUAGUGUUGGUGGUGGUGGUUGUGCCACUACGACGAGCACCUUUACUGGGACUCUCAAGAAAGUUCCUCCGGAGAAGCCACCCAGACAGUCCUUGACCGUGCAGUCUCCGGAAGCAGAGAGUAAUAGGAGCCAACCAGCGAUCGGACUAAAACAGACACCAAAAGCACGGCCGACGAUUUUUGGAACAGUCGCCUCGGAUCUGAAUCCGAAAGAUGGCAACAGUCGAAGGAGCUUACCGCAAACUCCAGCCGGUGGUGUCGGUGGAAAAGGUGGAGGAGGUAGUGGUGUUCUUGGUUCUGGCAUGGUCAAUGGUGCUGGUGCUGAUCAUCAAGAUAUUCGCGACGGUGCAGCUUUAAAUACCGAACACGCUCUGGUGUACCGAGACGGAAACCUAGUUUCUGGAUCCUUGGAAGCUUUAGUACAGCACAUGGUACCAACUGAGGAAUAUUAUCCCGAUCGUGCUUACCUUUUCGCCUUUUUGCUAAGCGCGAGACUCUUCAUCAAACCGCACGAGCUACUGGGUGAGGUUUGCGCCCUUUGCGAGCAUCAGCAAAAUCUCAAUGGAGAAGGUGGAAAGGAACGACUACAUCGUUUCGUGCCCCGACUGGUGCAGCUGUUGGCAGAAUGGACGGAGACUUUCCCGUACGAUUUUCGGGACGAGAGGGUGAUGGGUCACGUCAAAUCCAUCACGCAGAAGGUUGCUGCGGUCGACGCGGCGGCGCGACAGGAAGUUUCAGCCUUGCUACAGAACUUACUUCUCAGGCUCACAGCCCUUGAGAGGUACGAGGAGGGCCUAGCUAGAUUGGCCACUGAGGCGGCGACUGAACAGCUCACGCAGGUGGACAUUACCGAGCUCUGUCCUUCUGCCACGGUACUGGCACAACAAUUGACUCACGUGGAACUCGAGAGGCUCUCUUACAUCGGCCCCGAGGAAUUUGUCCAAGCAUUCGCUAAGGAAUCACCACAUUUGGAAACAUCUUUCAAGGACAUGAAAAAGACUCGUAAUCUGGAGUCUUACGUUCAGUGGUUCAAUCGAUUAAGUUAUUUCGUAGCAACUGAAGUGUGUAAGCACGCAAAAAAGAAACAACGAGUGCGCGUCGUAGAAUAUUGGAUAGAAACUGCUCGGGAAUGCUUUAAUAUUGGCAACUUCAACUCACUGAUGGCGAUCAUUGCCGGUUUGAAUAUGUCUCCAAUAUCGCGGCUGAAAAAGACGUGGUCUAAAGUACAAUCGGCCAAAUUCUCGAUCUUGGAACAUCAGAUGGAUCCAAGUAGCAAUUUUAGCAGCUAUCGUAGCACCCUGAAGGCAGCAAUGUGGCGUAGCGCCGGCGCUACGGAUGAACGACAACGAAUCGUCGUGCCCUUCUUUAGCCUGUUGGUCAAGGAUCUAUACUUUCUCAACGAGGGUUGCAGCAACAAACUACCAAACGGGCACAUUAAUUUUGAGAAAUUUUGGCAACUGGCAAAGCAGGUUACGGAAUUCAUCGCGUGGAAACAAGUAGCCUGUCCAUUUGAAAAGAAUCCUAGAGUUAUAGCCUUUUUGCAAGCGAGUCCUGUGUUGACUGAAAAUGCAUUGGCUUUAGCAUCAUUCGAAUGUGAACCACCUGAUAAUAAUCCCGAGAAGGAACGUUACAAAGCUUUAAAGUCUGAAAUGAACGCCCAGUGAAAAAAAGAUUUACUGCAACACGUUGAGCAGGAACGCUACUGAUAAAGAAUAAGUAUAUAUACGUAUAUGUAUACAUAUACAUAUAUACACUGUUCUAUAUAUAUAUAUAUACAUAUACAAACAAGUUUCUAUUAAUUAAUAUAUUCGUUACGGUAUCCAAGUUAAUCUCCUGCGAAAAGACAGAAUGUGUUCUCGAUGGGAGGAGGUAAAGAAAAAAGAAAAGUAAAAAGAAACAAAAAGGAAAGAAGAAAGAAAAAAGGAAGGAAGUAAGUAAGGAAGGAAGAAAAUAAAAAAAAAAAAAAAGCAAAAAAGAAAGAAAUAAAGCGGUAAGGAUGACACAUUGAAGAGGAAAACUAGACAAAAAAAAUUCAAAAUAUAAAUGUGACGGUUUUAAAGUAUUAAAACGGGAAUAAGCCUACAUCGGAUGUUGUAAACUCGUCGUAUCAUGAUUGCACUCGCGAUUAAAAAUUGCGCUAUAGUGAGAUCCUCGCGUUGUUAAAAAUCGAUUAAGCAUCUGCUUGACCCGUAUAGUCAUCGGCAAUGUAAAAAUGAAGUUCGACCGACCUCGUUGCGAUACGGAUGAAAACGUAAUCCUUCGGGUAAUAUUCCUGACGGCCUUGGGUAGGCCAUCGACAAGAGAGAGAGAGAGAGAGAGAAAGAGAGUAGUAUACUGUAUGAACGUAUCGAGCAGUUCGCGAUUAAAAAGCAAGGAAAAGUAAAGGUAUAUGGCUUGCACGAUGAGUUAUGCUCAGAUGUAGGCCAACGUUCUGUCGGUGGGGGUAGAGGAUAAGGGUGGACAAGAUCGAUUCGCUAAAUGAUUUUUCACGAUUGCAAAUGACAAUACGGGUCUCGCGAGAUCGAAUAAACAGACUAUUUUUCGAAAUCAGAUUUCGGAAUUGAUCUGUUAUUUACAUUUAAAAAAAAAUAAAUAAAACAGAGAAAUAAAUAGAAAAAGAAAGAAAAGAAAAGAGUGAGA